Messenger RNA from Saccostrea cuccullata (small rock oyster), 364 nucleotides. RefSeq lists its product as uncharacterized. The transcript has 3 exons. The coding region runs from base 11 to 346 and encodes 111 amino acids. The record is from RefSeq and is a predicted model, not a curated record. Lineage: Eukaryota; Metazoa; Mollusca; Bivalvia; Ostreida; Ostreidae.
AUUACAGAGGAUGAGCCAAGAUGCUGCACAACUAGAUACAGAGUCAAAAAUAUAUGCUAUGAAUGCCCGCCAGGUUUUUACGCAGAUAACUGUACUACUACUUGCCCUUACCCACAUUAUGGUGUGUUGUGCAGUUCGUUGUGUAAUUGCAGUUUAUCCAAGUGCAGUCAUAUUCACGGAUGCAUUGCAUCUUCAAAUGAAAUUCUUACUAUUCAUUUUGGUUAUACAAGAUUUAAUAGCGAAGACUCGUUCACUUCACCGACGAUUGAGUUAUUUUCAUCAAAUACAGGUUUGUGUACAUAUACAUCAUCCAAGCAUAAAAAUUAUCAACGAUUUAAGGAAUUGAAUUGACGUAAAAGUUUGG